AUGCCGUCCUCCAACAUGGUGACCGUCGUACAACCGGCGCCGUCUACGGCCUCCACAGUCUCCACCACCACCAUCUUCGUCUACAGCCAGGAACCGCCAUCACAAGACAGCACCUCAGAUGCAACAAAACCAUUAAUCCCUGAGCCUUACAACUCUAUCUUCGCCUUCAUGGCCGUAAUUGCAGCCAUCAUCUACUUCAUUGGAUACACCAUCACAUAUUGCAAAAAGAAGUUCAUGAAAUGGCUCCGGCGUAAAAAGAUCCGGGAACAACAACUCGCCAAGAAGCGGGAAGAAAAGGAAGAGAAACGGGAGAAAAGAGAGGCCAAGCUCGAAACGCGGACCUACCAACUCCACCAAAUGCAGAGGAUCAGGGAAAGCGUCGAGAAGGUUGUCACAAGUGUCCAAGUACUACCAGAGGCUAUAAUGAAUUCUAUGGCGGAAGUUAUUAAGGGGGCGGUGAAAGAGGGAUACGAGAAUGGCGCCAAAGAUGCGAUGAAGGGCAUGGGGGAAAUCAUCACGAAGGCAGUCAUGGAAGGCACUAAGAAUGGGUAUAAGGAGGGAUUUAAGGACGCGACGAAGGGAAUGGUGGAGGUGAUUACAAAGGCAGUGACGAAGGGAACUAGCGAGGGCAUCAAGGAUGCGAUGAAGGAGGUAAAUCAGACGGCGAGCGACGGCGUAGAAAAGGUUGUAACCGCGGUCCAGGGGAUAGAGGAGAUGAUGAAGGUCGGCCUCGAAGAGAUGGAUCUGAGGGCCCGGUCAAUCGAGUAUCGAGUAGAUUGGAUGCUCGAUUACCAUUUCGAUGAGAACGAGAGGUUCGGUAUCCUCAAGGCAAUUCUCCUUGGAUUGCUGAGGAAGGAUGACCCUCCCUGUGAUCCCCAUGCAUUUUGGGGUGGAGAUCCAGUCGAGAAUUAG
Messenger RNA from Neurospora tetrasperma FGSC 2508, 912 nucleotides. RefSeq lists its product as uncharacterized. Lineage: Eukaryota; Fungi; Ascomycota; Sordariomycetes; Sordariales; Sordariaceae. The record is from RefSeq and is a predicted model, not a curated record. The transcript has 2 exons. The coding region runs from base 1 to 912 and encodes 303 amino acids.